Messenger RNA from Strongylus vulgaris, 156 nucleotides. The record is from the annotation of a GenBank genome assembly. NCBI's taxonomy places the organism in Eukaryota, Metazoa, Nematoda, Chromadorea, Rhabditida, Strongylidae.
CUUGAGAGGAUGCCACAUUCUGUUUAUCGAGACGUCCCUUCUCAUGCUAUUGUCGAUCGUCUCGACAACGACGACGACGAAGACGAAGACGAGAGUCGACGACCCGAGGCAUGUCGUCGUCGUCGUUCGUCGCCAUUCGUCUCGUCCUCCUCGUAA